CAGCAUUUCAAAGAAUCUUUCCCUUUUUCUUACAACUUCUCUGAAUGAGGAAUUCUAUAUCCCUUCUACAUUCCUACUCUUUAGAUAUUUUACUGUUAAUCAAAUCAUUUCAAAAGUGAAAGCUCUUUGUUUCUACGUUAUCAAUUUUUGAUUAAGCUUUCACACACCCACAAACGAGCCCUUCUCCGUGAUCUACAUUUGCUGCAUAUUGUGACGCAAGUCUCCAAAUCUCGUCUUUAAAUCUAGACCUUUGCGCCAUUCCUGCGCCAUUCCUGCGCCAUAUCACAUACAAUGCCUUCCGCAGCAGCCAUCGAUCAUAAACGCUUCGAUACGAUACCUGAUACCAUCGCUGCUUUCCGAAAUGGAGAAUUCAUAGUAGUUUUAGAUGACCCAGGUCGCGAGAACGAAGCCGAUCUCAUCAUAGCCGCCGAGCAUGUAACCACUGAGCAGAUGGCUUUCUUAGUUCGAUACUCGUCUGGUUAUGUAUGCGCCCCGAUUACGCCCGCCCUUACCGAAUUCCUCAACCUACCUCAGAUGGUUCAGCACAGCGAAGACGUCCGUGGAACGGCGUACACGAUCUCUAUAGACGCAGCUGAUCCCUCUGUAACCACGGGUAUUAGCGCUCAUGACCGUGCCCUGACCGCGCGGCUUCUUGCCGACCCUAAAUCAACACCAGCUAGUUUCCGACGCCCCGGCCACGUGCUUCCGUUACGCGCCCGACCGGGAGGUGUUAGGGCUCGGAGAGGUCACACCGAGGCCGGUGUUGACUUUUGCAGAUUGGCCGGCAAACCCGAAGUAGCCAUAAUUUGUGAGCUAGUCGAAGACGGAAACGAGGUCAGCGGAAGCGCCGUGCUGGAAAACCCCGGCAUGAUGAGGGGCGAGGGGUGCAUCGAUUUCGCGCGGAAAUGGGGCCUGAAAGUCUGCACGAUUGAAGAUCUGGUUACUUAUUUGGAAAAGACUGAAGGUAAGAUCGAUUCAAAUGGGAGCGCGUAAUGUCCCGCGAGUUAUUUUUGCAUAUUAUCGGUUGUACGACAUUCUCAGGCUCAGCACUGCCAAGGGCGUAGAAAAAACAAAAGCGAGGGAGAAACAGGGCGGCAAUGCCAGUCUAAGGCCUAAAAACGAAUCCAUAUUUGCGCUUGUAUAGAGAAAAAGGUCCGUCAUCACGGAGUUGCAUCCCCUCACCCACGGAUAUAUCUGAAUAUACCUGUAUAUCAUAUUGUACUAUAUACUACCGACGGCAAGCAUCUGACAUCGAAGAUAAGAUACUCCUUUACAAUGUAUUUGCCAUCUAGUCCCACA
Molecule: messenger RNA, 1299 nt
Organism: Hypoxylon fragiforme
Lineage: Eukaryota; Fungi; Ascomycota; Sordariomycetes; Xylariales; Hypoxylaceae
Product: 3,4-dihydroxy-2-butanone 4-phosphate synthase
Exons: 2
Coding region: 292-993 (233 amino acids)
Biological process (GO): riboflavin biosynthetic process; aerobic respiration
Cellular component (GO): mitochondrial intermembrane space; cytosol
Molecular function (GO): 3,4-dihydroxy-2-butanone-4-phosphate synthase activity
Source: RefSeq, a predicted model, not a curated record